AUGGACUCUUCACUCUCAACGAAAGCUAAUGCUUUCUCUAUUGCCUCUCUCAUAUCAUCCAGAGAUGGUAAGACUGACGAUGCCAACAUACUGAAAUUCAUUUGAGUAUUUUUGGUACAUUUAUCAUCUGAGUCAUCCUUUGUGAAAUGUAGCAGCUAGAAUUAGGGGCGAAUUUGCGCAUUCAGUGAGUGGGAUUCAAAUCACCCGCAGUAACUAGGUGAUUUUUUCAGCAAUAUGUGACCACGUUGAAUUGUAUUUCUAAAUUUAGACCCAAGUCUAUCGCCGAAAUUCAGAGGAAGUGCUUCGGAUAGCGACUGUGUGGAACAACCACCAGCCAAGAAAAUGAAGUCCAUGUCAUCGACCGACGUUGCCACCGAUGACGAAGACAACGAAGUGCUCGAGAAGCCGCCUAAGGAUGACUUAAGAAACAUAACAGUGGAACUAGAAGGGAAAGAGUUGUGGGAACGUUUCAGUGAAUUGGGAACUGAAAUGAUCAUUACCAAAGCGGGAAGGUGAAACAGUAGUUUACUUAUACUGGAAUGCUGCUGACACUCUAAGAGGAAAAAUCGUUGCAUUUAACACCGUGCCAUCAACUAAUAUCCAAGCGCUAACCACUAAUAAAACGGUCCCGGAAAUCAAAGUUGUUAAAAAGAUAAGAAACUGUUUUAUAAACAGUUUCUUUACUUAUGCAUAAACAGAAACAACAUUCGUGUAAAUUGGCUCAUUCGCGCAAAUAAGCUACAGAGCGGAAAAUUCUGAUUUGUCACCCGAUAACUGAUGGGCGAAGACGGAUUCUUGAUGAUUUCAUUUGCCAGAAGCACGAAAAUUUGCCCGCACGCAUAACUAGGAUGUUUUUAAGGUACGUUUUUCCCUAGAAGCAUUCUUAAUUUGACAGUUUCUUUUUCUAGACGUAUGUUUCCCACUCUGCGAAUUUCCGUGAAUGGUGUCGAUCCUAAAGCAAAUUACAUGGUCCUCAUGGAUAUAGUACCUGUUGACGACAAACGCUACAGAUACGCCUACCACCGUUCAACUUGGCUUGUAGCCGGUAAAGCCGAUCCGCCAGCCCCUGUGAGACUGUAUAUGCAUCCAGAUUCACCUUUUACCGGCGAGCAGCUUCUAAAGCAGAUUAUAUCAUUCGAGAAAGUCAAACUGACCAACAACGAAGCCGAUCGCAACGGCCAUGUAAGUUGGUGCUAAUAAUGCCACUUGUACUUUUCAGGAAAUCAUCAGAGUUUGGAUUCAGUUUUGCGCUCUCUCCCUCUGCCCCUUUCUAAGUUUUUCACCUUUAAUACCUUCGUGAAAAUCGCGUUUGCUUUCCUGUUAAUAAUCGCAUUUACUUUCUCAGUAACUUCUCCUUAUUUUUGUCCUUUCUUUAUGAACUUCAAGCUUCUAUCGAAGGCCAAAACACUGUUUUGAUAACGUUUUGCUCGCCCCAUGUGGAGAGCAGCUGAAAGCGUCAAUUGUCAUGCAACAUAGUAAGAACACAGCAAAAUUCACGCAUUUGCUGAUCUCAGUUUUAUCCAGUUUUCCUUUAUAAGAUUUUGCAGCUAAGCAAAGGAGUUCUGAUAAGGCAUUUAUUUCAGAUCAUCCAACAAGUCGAGGCUUGGUGAAAAAGCCGAUAUGCAAGUAUAACGACUUCCUCUGCCGACAGUUGUACCAUACUUCCCGCUAGUAACUGUUUGCCUGACUUAGGUCCUUCGUUCUUUUGAGUUCUCCUUUCUUUGAUAUUCCAGCUUAUUCUAAACUCCAUGCACAAGUAUCAGCCAAGAGUGCACAUAAUUCGUAAACGUGACCACACAGCCUCUGUAAUUAAUCUCAAGUCAGAGGAGAUGAAAACGUUCACCUUUUCGGAAACGAAUUUCAUUGGAGUAACUGCAUACCAAAACCAAUUGGUAAGUUUCCUUUGUUUCGAAGUCUUAAGUCCUCUACCUUUCAAAUAAGCCAUUUUUUCCUUCAACAUUAAACCUUACUUUACACCUACCGAUUUGUUUCCGCUCUUUUUUCGAAGCAAGUUAAACAGCUAACCUAACAUAAGUUACUUUUACAAGACGUUUAUACUCCAAGGUUUACCUUAAUUGAAUUAGAAUUUAAUUAGGACAAACACAUGCAAUUCUAGAGAUACGUUUUUCUUGCAGGUUAUGCUCCGAAACAAGUAUAGAGGAAUCGGUGCUUUAAUUCAGAAAAAACUAAAUCGCUUUUAUUGAGCAAGAACGAUUGGUCUGAUUAUGUUAUCCUUGCAGUCGUACAUAAAAAGGAGCAUUCAUGUAUUUAUUUUGCAGAAAACAAAUAGGACUAUAAUUUAAACUAGCCAACAGUGUUGGAUACUGAUCGGAUGUAGGUAUUAAAAAACUCAGAUGUUCUUCAGGCGGAUACGAAACGCGAUCUCAAUAUCCCUGAAAUCGUCCUUAGGCUCCAUGACUCCCCGUUUAACAAUUGAUACAGUUCUGUGUGUUUUCCGUUUUUGUAGAUCACACGAUUAAAAAUAGACAGCAAUCCAUUUGCGAAAGGUUUCCGGGACUCAUCACGUCUCAUUCCAGUAGAAAGGUGUGUGCAUUUUGCUUACUACUCGAGCCCGGGUUUCUACUUUGAAAGCAAAUUUGAAAUAGUAAGCUGCCAAGCAUGUUAAGCCGGCAUUUUUAUAACAGGUAGACAACAGACAAAGAGAAAAAAAAAAAGGAAAAGAAAAGAAAAUGAAGAAAAAAGAAACGAGACAGUUACCCGAAUUCGUGCUUCUCUGAAGAUUUCAGAGACACCAAAUUCAUUUUACGACUGGCUGAAUGUGUUGAUUAAAUCUGAUAAUGGCCAGUCAUUGUUUUUCCAUAUAUUUCGUAAAGGGUUUCUAAGAUCAAGGGAAAACUGUCCAAGGGAUCAAUGGAUACUCUUCGGUGUAAUAAUCAAGGCAUAACCGGUACGCCACUUCCAUCAAAUCUAGUAUAAUAGUAAUUCUGCAAAAAUUAGGCCACUUUCCUAGUCUUUUUUCUUUCAUUAAAAAAUUUCGUUAUCAGUAUUUUCGAAAACGCAAACGAAGGAGGGAACCAACAAGCCUUUUAUUUUUUGAUGUUUCACUAAUUCACAAGGUUUCACUGGGUUUUGCCAAUGCCGGAGCACAUCGCCAUGCCUUUUUUCGUCCACCAAUUAGCAUCAGCUGUUCACCGGAUUUUUCUGGCGCUGGAAUUUUAAACUGAUGUAGUUAUAAUGCUGGGUUCAUUUUCCUUUAGGGAUUGUCUUCAAGACGGCCAUUCACAGACGAUAGUUCCCGAUCCAUUAUUUUCCUCUGUUCCUUUUCCGCUUUUACCACAACUAGGGGUAAACAGCAGAUACCAUUUACCCAAGAUUGGCUGUAGACCUCAAGACAAAGCGUCUUUCUUUCAAUCAGGUAAGUAUCAAGUUUGGACACUUAAAAGUUUAGGAAGGUGGUCUAAUAUUUGCGAGUUCACUUGCAUAAACAACCCCUUUAUCUCUGGUCAAAAAGUGCAUUGUAUUGCUUUUUUGUCACCUUUGAGGAAUAAAAAAAAAGAAGCGUAUGGGUGGCGUCAAGCGUUAUCUUGUAGUAAAUAGAUGAUCUUUUCUUUCACCGCAAUCUCCUUAUAUUAUGUCGGGUCUCGUAAGUCGGUCUACUUUAAGCCAUAAGCGAUGUGUGGUAGAACGAUUCAAUCAGUAAUCCAGCAAUUCCGUACCCUGCAUCACCUAUCUCGAUUGUCCAAGCUACUUGCGCUGUAAAUAUCGACGAGUACCAGAAUUUUGCAGCGCCUGUCGAUCUCAAAGGACAUGUCCCCCUGUAUUUCCAAAUUGUUGUUGUUGUUGUUUUUGUUGGUGGUGGUAGUGGUGUUGGUGGUGCAUGACCUAAACUUCGUGAGAGUCUGUUUUUAACAUCAAAUUUUCUUUAACGAAGUGAUGGAAGAUACUCUAAUGGUGCUUGACUGUCAAAUGGAAUAGGUCAACUGAUUCUCGCGCUUCCUUGAAAUAGAGUUUACAAGAGUUACUUUUUGGAGAAAAUUAUCACAUGCGUGUAUUAAGUGAUGAUUUUUAAUGAUAAUAUUAAAUCCUUGAGCAUGGGAAUACUAAGAUAAGAAUUAUUAGAGGGACAGUGAUAUUUUUUUUCCAGUUUCCCUUCAGGGUCAAAUUAAAUGAAAAUAAUCGUAGCGAAGGUGUUUUAAUAUAAUCAUGCCGUUUUCUGUCUUAAAAUGAUUCGGUUAAUAAAAACCAUCCUGAGAGAGUCAGAGCGACUCUUAGAGACGCGUCUUAAAUAAUCUAACAUUGGUUCUUAAAAUUCAGUUGGUUCUCAUCCGAUAUACAUGUAUGUAACUGUUGACGUACAAGCAGUCCGCCUACAUGUAUAGAAAAGAUUUGAAUCAGAACCUGAAUUGGUCGAGGUGAAAUACUCAGAGGCACCCGAAGGAAUCAAAACCAGCUAAAAGAAGUCAGGCCACAUUUCACGAGUAUACUUGAUUGUCGAGGAUGACUGAUCGAACUGUUUUCGAUGAUCACUUUACUAGAGAGUUUAGACGACUAAGUAGCAUACAACCGUCCUGAAGAGGUAGUCUCGUUUGAAUAGCAACCUUUAGACCCAAGAGAUAAAGGCAUCUUCGUCUCUGCAUAAUUGGAUACUGACUUAAAACACCUACAACGACGACGUCAGUGAAAAAGCAAUGAACUCUCCGCCUUCUUUCGCAGUUUGUUGAGAUUUAUUUAACUUAAAUUGCGGCGAUGUACAUCGCAUUCAGAUAUAAAAACGAAAAUAUGUCUUUCAGUUUUUGCGAAUUCAGAGAAGCCUUGAAUAAGAAUUUGUGUAGAGGACAGCAACGAAGUGUACCGGAAAGUGUGAUGCACGUUGGUGCGGCCGAUUUGUUGUUUUGCUCGCUAAAUUAUAGUUUUUCUUGACUCUAGAAGCAAACCAACGACUAUUUAAACGCAAAACGAAACAAGUGUUGCAAUCUACUGAGAAAAGCACUGUCCUGCGCUGGCGAAAAAUCACCUUCACUUCAUCUAUCGUUGUUAUCAAAGUUUUUCACUCCGCAAAACCCCUUGCUCAUAGAAUCCGUAUUUUCAUCAUUAUUGCCGUCAAAUGUAGGCUUAAAGGGUCUGUGUCACGAUACUUUUCAAAAUUCAAACAGUUAGAACGGCUACAAAACUGACUGGAACAUAGACUGAAUAACUGCUCAAAACUUAAGAAAAGAUUAUAUGACACAGCAAAUACAAAAGUAGGCACCGAUGGAUAAACUUGAGGAGGAUUGAAACGGAUUGCAAUUGUGGCGUUUAAAAACUUGUUGGCCUAACACAUUUUCAUAAUUCAUUUUUGUUGUUUGUAACGUUUGAUACAUGCUUGGGACACAUUGUUGGACACAAAGCUCUAAUAUCGUUCUUCAUAGUUAGUUUCUCAAGUUCAAUAGCGAAUAAAGAUGCGUAAAUGGAAAUUUUUAACAAAAUAAACUAGGAGAACCAGAUAACUCAACUCCGUCACAGGUGGUCAAGAAAUCAAAGUUCCCUUAUAUGGUAAAAGGAGUAGGUUUUAAGCCGUUAUUUUUUGUCGCUUUUGCUCGUGGUCAGUACUACAAUAUUUGUCAGCGGGGGCAUUGUAAUUCAAAGACAAAUUAUCCACGUAAAGGAGAACCGAUACAAAAACCUAAUGUUGUUGUCUGGCACAAAACCAGUCAGCCCCCUUUUCUCGGUUUCUUUCUUAAGGCAUAAUUGUCUUAACCUGUGUGGGCACACAAACUUAGUGGUUUCCUCUACUUGUUCGCUAUACGUUUAGCAAACUGAUAUUUGUUUCUAUUUUUGCUCAGGUUGUCUUCCGCCUCCGUCACCCACAAUUCCAAGAUUGCCUUUCACAGGAGUCCUAACUGCCUAUCGCCACCAACAGCAUCUGCCCAACGUACUUUCGCCAACGUUUGCUUCGCCGAAACCCGUGGGGACGCUAGAGACCCCGCAUUUCCCGCCCUACAGCGUCCACGGAGAAUACCCUAAUCCCACAUUACCGUUCUUUUAA
Messenger RNA from Porites lobata, 5986 nucleotides. The record is from the annotation of a GenBank genome assembly. Lineage: Eukaryota; Metazoa; Cnidaria; Anthozoa; Scleractinia; Poritidae.